AUGGCGGGCACCAGAUAUUCCCCGGUCCUCGAGACCAGUCGCAUCUUCUCCGAUCUUUGCGAGCAGGCGGAGCGCUUUGACUUGCCACCAGAGGUCCUCGCGAACAAGGAUCGCGUAUCUUUCUCAACCAGCCAUAAUGAGAUCUACUUCCCCAUUCCAUUCAAAGAAACCGAGACCCUUGCCGCGCUGAAGGGUAUCGAGGGUUCUGUCGCAGCUGCUAUCGCAGAUCUCCGCUUUGGUGCUGGUGCGUCACCUCGUGGUGUCCAAGUCAGCCUUGAAGGCGCGACUGCCUUUGGAUGCCAAGCGUACAUGGCCAAGGUGGCCGGCCUGUCAAAGUUGGACCCCAAUGUGAAGUCGAAGCUCAAGAACACGGACCUGUUGUCUGCGCAGUCUAACGGCUACCGCCGCAUGUCGGCUAACCUGUACAAGACCAAGAACCCAGGAGAGUUCUUCCAUAUUCAUGGAUCUCUGGAGGCUACGACCACUUUGAAUAUGAUUGGGCUCGAAGGCGAGAGGCCAGAUUUGACUGACUACGAAGAGAUCAUCAAAGUCAUCGAGGAGAAGGUGCAGAAAUACACAGCCUCUGAGCUUGAGGUGAUGAACAAGGAGAGACGUCAGGCUGGUGUAACUGCCUACAAACACGAAGACUUCAUCAAGACACCCCAUGGGAAACUCAAUGUCCAAGAGCCGGCAUGGAAGGUCAGCCGUCUGCCAGGCAACCUUCCCCCAACUCCAUUCCCAAAAGCUCCUAGCGACAAUAAAAAGAUCCUUAAGGGCGUCAAGGUGCUGGAGAUGUGCCGUAUCAUCGCAGGCCCAACUGUUACCCGUAUUCUCGCCGAGUACGGUGCCGACGUCCUGAAGAUUACUAGCCCUAGCCUUUCGGAUGUGCCUUUCUUCCAGGUUGACGGUAACAUGGGCAAGCAUGCCGCAGACCUUGACCUGAAGACCGAGGCCGGACGCAAGGAGUUUGAGAAGCUCCUGGAUAACGUCGAUGUCAUUGUAGAUGGUUACCGCCCUGGAGCUCUGGAUAAGCUCGGAUACGGAGCAGAGGCCAUGGCAGCUUUGGCCGAGAAGCGGGGCAAGGGCAUCGUCUACGUGAAUGAGAAUUGCUUCGGAUACGAAGGCGAAUGGGCUGGCCGAGCUGGAUGGCAACAGAUUGCCGACUGCGUCACCGGUAUCGCCUGGGCCCAAGGCAAAUUUAUGGGCCUCUCGACCCCCGUCGUGCCCCCUUUCCCAAUCUCCGACUACGGAACCGGCUGCAUGGGCGCCAUCGCCGCCCUAACCGGUCUCUACCACCGCGCCAAAACCGGCGGUUCAUACCACGGCAAAGCCUCCUUGAUGCACUAUGACCUCCUCCUCUUCGCCAUGGGCCAGUAUCCCGACGACGUACAAGAGGAGCUGCGCUCGGUGCAGUCUGCUGAUUUCUUCAAGUUGCGCCAUUGUGAUAGCGUUGACCGUAUUUCUUCGACUGUGUUGAAGAGCAUGCAUGAGCGUUUCCCUCACUUGUACUUGGCUGCUGGUCAUGAGAGUGAGGGUCGCAAACCUCUUACCGAAUUGUGGUCUUCUGCUGCGUAUGGUGCAGAUGUUGAAGUUGUUAAGCCUGUUGCUGUUAUUGGGGGUGUGGAUAACCAGUUUGUGCGUUCUAGUCGUCCUAACGGGAGUGAUCGUGCUACUUGGGAAGAUUUUAAUGUUGCUGAGGGGGAUGUUAAGAAGGCAUAA
Penicillium canescens is the source of this 1719-nucleotide messenger RNA. Its product is annotated as CAIB/BAIF family enzyme. The transcript is spliced from 4 exons. Lineage: Eukaryota; Fungi; Ascomycota; Eurotiomycetes; Eurotiales; Aspergillaceae. The coding region runs from base 1 to 1719 and encodes 572 amino acids. The record is from RefSeq and is a predicted model, not a curated record. Gene Ontology annotation, molecular function: catalytic activity.